Messenger RNA from Clarias gariepinus (North African catfish), 2989 nucleotides. Its product is annotated as sex comb on midleg-like protein 2. The transcript has 15 exons. Gene Ontology annotation, molecular function: protein binding. Gene Ontology annotation, cellular component: nucleus. Lineage: Eukaryota; Metazoa; Chordata; Actinopteri; Siluriformes; Clariidae. The record is from RefSeq and is a predicted model, not a curated record. The coding region runs from base 259 to 2442 and encodes 727 amino acids. Gene Ontology annotation, biological process: regulation of DNA-templated transcription.
GGGGGCGGGGCUUGUCCCAAAACGGGUGGGAGAAAUGACGCUGUAGCGGCGGUUUCAUUGGAAAGUCCGAAACGUAACGUCGCUCGGUGUUCAGGCGCUGCGCAUGCGCAGGCGCGCGGAGGCGAUCGAAAUAUGGCGGCGAGGUCUGGCGAAAAGUCCUGAGAUCCGCCUGAAAUUCGACAGAUUCGCGCAGGUCCGGAGCCACAGUGUGAGUGUGUUCUGUAGCUGUGUAGCAGUGUUGCGGAGCUGCGGUCGCCAAUGAGCAGCAUGGGCAGGACAGCACUGAAAGAUCAGAAGGAGGGUAAGAAGGAGAAGGCAGGCAGGAGUACGCCCGUCAGCACAGGACCUGCGCCGGUUAAAGCCCCCGAGUCAUUCUCGUGGGAAGAGUAUCUGAAGGAGACGUCAUCCAUGCCUGCCCCCCCCAGCUGUUUCAGACAGUCUCGUAUCCCUCCAUCAAAUGACUUCAAGGCCGGGAUGAAGCUGGAGGCUCGCGACCCUCGUAACUCCACCUCGGUCUGUAUCGCCACAGUGAUGGGCAUCACAGGCAUCAGGCUCCGUCUACGCCUGGACGGCAGCGACAACACCAACGACUUCUGGAGACUGGUGGAUUCCUCUGAUAUUCAGCCAAUAGGGACGUGUGAGAAGAACGGAGACAUGCUGCAGCCCCCGCUGGGGUUCAGGAUGAACGCCUCGUCAUGGCCCAUGUUUUUACUGAGGACACUGAAUGGGGCAGAAAUGGCACCAGGUUCUGCGUUCAAAAAGGAACCUCAGAGGCCCUCUCAGAACAGUUUCAAGCCAGGCAUGAAGCUAGAAGCGGUGGACAAGAAGAACCCUUACCUCAUCUGCCCCGCCACCAUCGGCGAGGUCAGGGGCGAAGAGGUGUUUGUGAUGUUCGACGGCUGGAGAGGCGCGUUCGAUUACUGGUGCCGAUACGACUCCAGAGACAUCUUUCCUGUGGGAUGGUGCGCGGUGACCAAACACAGCCUUCAGCCGCCCGGGAACAGCAUCACCCUGCCGAAGCCGCUGUCCGCACCUUCGUCGUCCGCCUCGUCCUCCUUUUCGUCCUCGCCGUCCAAGCAGACGCGGCGCUCCAUGCAGUCUUCGUACCGCUUGCCCACGCCGCUGCCCCCGCUGCCCGUGCGGAAGGGCGUGAGGGGCCGACGACCCAAAAGCGAGACCAUCGCACUGCUCAAGGCGCUGGCGGCGUCGUCGGGCGCUCAGAGUCCAGGGGCUCAGAUGAGUGUCCCGUCUCCCGAAUCCGCCCCACAGCUCAUCCCACGCCCUCACAAGAAGAGAGGACCCAAACCAGGCAGCAAGAGGAAACCCAAACUCCUGCAGAGCUCCAUGUCAGCACCAGCAGGUUCAGACUCUAGACUGAUGUCGUCUCAGUUGUCCAGGGACGGCCUGUCUCCUCUAAGCUCUCCAUCCUCCGUGAUGUCCACAGUAUGCGUGUACGUGAAUAAGCACGGGAACUGCGGCCCUCACCUGGACCGUAAGCAGGUGCAGCGGCUGCCGGAUCACUUCGGACCCGAGGCGGUGAACCUGGUGCUUCAGCAGACGGUGCAGGCGUGCCUGGACUGCGCCUAUCAGCCCAAAGUGCUUCUGGGAUGCCUGCAGAGUCAGCCAGACGGUGGAGAAGUGGUGCGAGUGCGGACGGACGGAGGGACGCGGAUGGUGAAGCUGCCGUCAGCAUCCAGCGCCGCCUUCGUCCUGCGUUUCCUGGAGAAAGUGUGCCGACACCUGCAGUGCGACAACCUGUUCAGCAGCCAGCCGUUCAGUCCCUACAGCAGCUACGACAGGAGCAAGUCAGUGAAAGAGGAGAUGUCAGAGGCUCCGGCGCUAAACCGAGGAGUGAAGCGAAUCUCCCGGGACUCUCCGCCUUACUCCGCGCCCCUCUCCCCCAAGAUCCUCCACACGGAUACACACCCCUCCGAAGCUGAGACCCUGCCUCCAGAAGAAAACGGUUUAUUGAAGGAGCAGCGCUUCAUGGACUCCGCCUCCAACUCCAUGACACCCCGCCCGCAGACGCUACGAAGCACCUCCGAAUACCAGUCGCAACCCGGCAGUCCGUAUUACCACGGCAACGGGCCUCCCUUGCGCCGCCACGCCUCCAACCCUCCCACGCGCGCGCACAGAAGAGUAGAAGCUGCCAGCUCCACUACAGGUCCAGAUGCAGCAGCAGCAGCAGAAUGCGAGACUCCCAGAAUUCCAAGCGGUAGAAGUCCUUCUUCCUGGUCCAUAGAGGAAGUGAUGCAGUUCGUGCGUGACGCGGACCCGACGGCGUUGGCGCCGCAUGCUGAGCUGUUCCGAAAGCAUGAGAUUGACGGUAAAGCCCUGAUGCUUCUGAGGAGCGACAUGGUGAUGAAGUACAUGGGCCUGAAGCUCGGCCCCGCCCUCAAACUCUGCUACCACAUCGAGAGACUCAAACAGGGCAAGCAGUGAGAGGAUUAAACACACACAUAAGCACACAUACACCGCAUACACACACAGUACAGGAUUAAAAGCAGGCUUAUAUAGGUACAGUACUGGUCAGGUUUACAGUACUCGAUAAGACUCAGUAUUGGGUUGAGCUCAGAAGUACUGAAUUAGAUUUAAAAAGACUGGAUGAAGCACAGUGCCGGACAGAGCUAAACGACACGGAGUCACGGACGAGUGCUGCUUUUCAUCCGAACAAGGCAGCAGACAAGACAACAAGGCAUGACGGACAACAGACUCACGUCAGGAGUAAACUCUGGGAUGGACACAGCGAGAGAUCCGGGCAGCAAUAAAAACAGACACACACUACCUGCCACUGAGAGAGCGAACGCACGUGUGAGAGAAAGUGAAAAGUGAUGCAGAAUUGGACUCCGUAGAUCUGCACAUAUUGCUUAUUUUCUCACAAACAGGUCUACUGGCAGUCCUCGUCCACCGCGCAGAGCCACCACCGGACUGAUAUUGUUUUACGUCGCUCUCUCUCGGUGUGUGGUUCGGCCACGAGGGUACCAGGCGC